CGUAUAAGAAAAGAACCCGUUGCUUAUACCUUUAUAUAAUUAAAGAUGAUUUCUUUUGAGGACUCAGUUGAGAAUCAUAAGGAGAAUAUUGAACCAUUACGACAAGGACGUUCUAUAACGAACUUGGCGAAAACAUUUUCAGGAAAUCCAUGCGCAUUGAGGGCAAAGAAUGACCAAGAAAGAUGUAUUUUUGAGUCUGAAAUUGAUGGGUCAGAUGACCUGGAUGAUCCCUUAGAUGUAUGGGUUAAAUAUAUUAAAUGGACUAAUGAGGCAUAUCCUCAUGGUCAAAGUGCGGAGAGUGGACUUGUUCCUUUAUUAGAAAGAUGUAUUCGUCGUUUUAUAAGUGUAAAACAUUAUCAUGAUGAUCCUCGAUAUUUGAAAGUAUGGAUUCAAUAUAUAAAAUAUAUAGAUGAUCCUCAAGAGCUAUUUUGUUUUUUAGCUCACAAAGGCAUUGGGAAAUCGUUAAGUGCAUAUUAUGAGGAGUAUGCAAAUUUUCUUGAGGCGACAGGAAGAAAAUCUCAAGCAAAUGAUAUAUAUAAACUUGGAAUUGAAAGAAAAGCACAUCCAUUUGACCGCUUACAGCGAAGAUAUGACGAAUUUUUAAGAAGAUCGCUUAAUCCUUCUACGGCUGAGCCGAACCAUACAUUGAUGCCUACUCGUUCUGUAUUAUCUAUGAAAUUUUUAUCAAGUCUUAAUGAAUCUGACAACAUUAAACAGUCAAAUAAUGGAAAAAAAACAUAUAAUAUGCCUCGUAUAAAUGUAUACACUGAUUCAGAGAAUGAAAGAUUAAAUAAAAUUUUUAAAACUGAUACAUGGGACAAUAUUGGAACAAUACAAGAAAGAAAGAAAGAAAACUGCCAGAAACCUAGAACAUGGGUUGGAGAGAAACUUCCUAUGAAAAAGAAAGCCCAGCCAUCUGUAAUUACGGAGAAGUUUACUGUUUUUUGUGAUGAAGAAAAUAAAAUAUCUAAGGAACCAUUAGUUCAAUCAAAAGAGAUACCUCUUCCUAGAAAAGAAGAAAAAAUUAUGGUAAAUUUGCAGGAAAUCUAUCAUGAUGGAAAGGAAUUUUCAUUAGAUGAAUUAAAAGCCAAAGCAAAGGGUUUACUAGGAAAGACAUGGGAAGACGAUGAAAUAGAUACUAUAAUUCCUACAUAUACGGAAGAAGAGACAACAUUGUUAAAAGAUUCUCAUCAAACUUCUGAUUUUAAAAAAAAACAAGCAUCUCCUACUAUCAAUACGAAAGCAGCGUUAGCUGACAUUUUUGACAUUUUUAGUAAACCUUUAAAAUGUGAACAAUCUGAUAAUAAUUCUGAUGAAGAUGAUAAUGAAGCUCUUUAUCAAGAUGAUUCAGCACAAGAAGUAAACAAUACUACAUGGAAUCGAGUUUCUUCUUCAUAUGAUUGUAUGUACGUGGAUAAUUCUAAUGGAGAGUGUAAAAACGUAAAGCAUAAAAAUCAUAAUGAAGACAAAAACACAGAUAUUCUUGGAAAAAAUAACUUGAAUAAUGAAAAUUUAUCAUCUUACAAUAUUCCUUCUACUCCAAGUAAUGAUAAUGCUUCUACUUCAUUUAAUACACACUAUUCUUCUAUCAAUCCAAUGGCAUCUAUUACUGAAGAUAUUGAACUUAUAUUGCCAAAUCAGUUUGAAUUACCCCCAAAAGAAAAGAUAGGAUACAACGAAAUGGAGGAGCCAGUGAGCUCUCCUUUCCAAGAAUCGGUAUCUUUUAAUCUGAAUUUUCAAAAAAACGAACGGUCUAUAACACAAUUUGCAUCAUUUAAACAAGAUGAUUCUUCAAAAUCUUAUAUUAUAAAAGAACUUGUCUGCAAUCCAUUGGAACGUAGCAUUAGGGAUACUAUACUUUCAAAUUUAAACCCGCCAAUACAUUCUUAUGAUGGUUUAUAUAAUUUUUCAGAUAAAGUAUAUGGAAAAUUAGAUUUUAUUGAUCGCUUUAAUAAACAAUCAUCUAGAAAGUCCUCAACAACUAAUAAUCAAGAAACAAAGAUAAAAUUAGCUGAAAAUAAUAUUUACCGUAUAAAGAAGAAACUUGGAGAAGGUGCAUUUGCACCCGUAUAUUUAGCAGAAAAUACUAACAAUUCAUCAAAUUCUGCUCUUAAAUUAAGAGCUAUUAAGAUUGAACGCUCUACUACACCAUGGGAAUUCUAUAUAAUACAACAAGCAAAAUAUCGUCUAGGUACACAUCGUGUAUUAGCAUCUAUUAUUGACGCCUAUGAAAUGCAUAUUUAUCAUGAUGUUGGGUUUUUAAUAAUGAAAUAUAGAGAUCAAGGAACAAUCCUUGAUUUAGUUAACAUAUUUAAAUCGGAAACAGGAAAUGGCAUAGAUGAAGUCCUUGCAAUAUUUUUUACGAUAGAACUUUUAAGAACAUUAGAACAAUUACAUAAUAAAGGUAUCCUUCAUGGUGAUUUAAAACCAGAUAAUUGUCUUCUUCGCCUAGAUCCUCUUAAAUAUGAAUGGCUUUCUAAAUAUCAAAGAGAUGGAUCAGGAGGAUGGGCUUCUAAAGGAAUUGUAAUCAUCGAUUUUGGAAAAGGAAUAGAUUUGAAAAUGUUUUCUCCUCAAGUACAGUUUAUAGCUGAUUGGGUAACGGAUGAGCAAGAUUGUGCAGAAAUGAGGGAAGCAAGACCAUGGACUUAUCAAGUUGAUUAUCAUGGAUUAGCAACUAUAAUUCAUACACUUCUUUUCGGCAAACAUAUCGAGACAAUUGCAGAAAAAAUGCCAGGAUUAGGCGUGGGACGUAGAAAAUAUCGUUUAUCUAAUGGAUUUAAACGAUAUUGGCAACAAGAUAUUUGGAAAAAAUUAUUCGAUCUAUUAUUAAACCCUGUAGCUAAUGCUGGAGAAAAUGGUCUUCCUAUUACAAAAAAUCUUAAACAAAUACGUGAAGAAAUGGAGACAUGGCUUAUAGAAAAUUGUGAAAAGGGGGUUGGAUUAAAAGCAAGUCUAUGGAAAAUCGAAACUUUAUUACACGAACGAAAAUAGUAUAAAAUAUUAUAUAAAGCGAUAUGAAUAUUCCAUAAUAAAC
Pneumocystis carinii B80 is the source of this 3034-nucleotide messenger RNA. RefSeq lists its product as hypothetical. Gene Ontology annotation, molecular function: ATP binding; protein kinase activity; protein binding. The transcript has 4 exons. The record is from RefSeq and is a predicted model, not a curated record. Gene Ontology annotation, biological process: meiotic sister chromatid cohesion, centromeric; mitotic spindle assembly checkpoint signaling; protein phosphorylation. Bases 46 to 2991 code for a protein of 981 amino acids. NCBI's taxonomy places the organism in Eukaryota, Fungi, Ascomycota, Pneumocystomycetes, Pneumocystales, Pneumocystaceae.